AUGUUGACUUCCAGCAUGUUGAGGGUUAGGGAACCGAGAUAUGGGCACUUUGUUUUCCUGAUCUUGCUAUUCGCACACGGGGUCCCGGCUACAUACAUACCAACUACCGUACAAAACAGUACCAAUAGUACUCCAGAGGCGACUGGGACGCAACCUAAAACUGAUGUGCCAGUGGCAACAGCGCCUCCCUCCGACUUAGGACGAGCUGGUCUCGGCACUACCACCCCCCCUGAUUCCGGCGCCCUGAAUUUGACGGUGGCUAUUGGUACCCCUAACUCACUUGACUCCCAUGAGGGCCUCAAACUAAGCGAUGAAGGUAAUAAAAAGCGGGUACGCCCAGGCGAAAUGUUGCAAUCCCAGUUUAGGGUGGUUUGCAGCGCGGCGACCGAGGUAUUUCGCAUGAACCCGGAUCCGGCUGCAUAUCCUCGUUUUCUGGAGACCAGGAGAGGCGAAAAUUUACCAACUCUUGCAUCCCGACCUAAUUACCAGCAACAAGUAGCGAGCGGGACCCGAUCCGAAGCUGCCGUACGACAGUAUAUACGCAGGGUUCUGCUUGGCCGGUGUUUGCGUUGCAAUUGUGAUCAGGCAACUGGCCAGCUGAUAGCGAAUCCAAGGCCAAGGGCACCCGGUAGCCGAGCGCCACCUACAGGUUGUCCGCCCGGUGAUCAAAUGCCGGAGAUAUGUAUGAGCUGGUAUAAUUGUCGCUGUCAAGCUAUGGUUUCCGAAUUUGGGACCCGAGUUGCAACUGCACCGAGACCAAUGGAUGGCCCAGAGUUAAUUCAAAAUCUAGUAAACCCUGUCCCCAUGCCUAGUGCGGCAGGGCGUACGGUCCCAUUCCAACACCUAUUAGAUGCAGUAAAUAUGGCUAUUGCAGCGGAUACCCUUGAUGAGCUCGCAGAUUCCCAGGACCCACCACUUUAUGGCCCUGAAGACCUAGAUUAUAGGUAUGGCGGCCCUUCAGGAGGCAAGGGCAAGGGCAAGGCCUGGUUCUUCGGCGGUGGUUAUAAUCCCUACGGCGAUGGUUAUAAUCCCUACGGCAACGGAGGGGCUGGUUCUGGCUCUGGCAUUGGGCUGAAAAAGAAAAGUGAGAUAGAGCCACCGUUGAAUGAAAUCGAGGAAAGUUGA
Messenger RNA from Orbilia oligospora ATCC 24927, 1125 nucleotides. RefSeq lists its product as uncharacterized. Bases 1 to 1125 code for a protein of 374 amino acids. Lineage: Eukaryota; Fungi; Ascomycota; Orbiliomycetes; Orbiliales; Orbiliaceae. The record is from RefSeq and is a predicted model, not a curated record. The transcript has 2 exons.